AUGAAAAAACAAUCUUUACUUAAUAGACCAAUUUCAACAAAUGUUAUUCUACCAAAUCAAAUGCGUUUUCUUCUUAUUGAUGAAAUAUCACAAAAUUAUAAUGUAUGUAAUAGUAAAUCAUUAAAUUAUCUUAUUGACAUAUCUGAACGUAUAAAAAAUAAAUAUUUUCAUCUAUUUAAUUCAUCAAGAAAAAUUACAAAUCAAUUUUCAUGUAGUAAUAUAUCAAGUUUAAAAAUAACACAAUUUAAAACUUUAUCUGAAACAGAUUGUAUAUCAAAUAUAACAUUAUCAUCAAGUUUUCUACUAUUACUUGCACUUGUUAUUGGUAAUAUUUGUUAUUUACGUAAAUCAUCUAUAAAAAAUGCUCGAAUAUCAAAAUUAUCAAACAUUCAAGAUGCGGAUGAUACUCGUCUUGAAGAACGUGUACAAACAAGAAAUAUACAAAAUAUUCAUGAUAUAAGAGAUUAUUCAUCAAUACAAACAUCACGUACAUCAGCAAUUCGAGAUAGAUCAUUGUAUUAUAUCGCUUCAAUUGAUUUAUCUCAAGUAGAGGAUAAUCGUCGUCGAAAACGACGACGACAACCAACAGAACCUCAAAUUGACUAUGAUAUAACUUUACCUGUUUAUUGUAUUGAAUAUCCAGAAUGA
Messenger RNA from Rotaria sordida, 648 nucleotides. The record is from the annotation of a GenBank genome assembly. Lineage: Eukaryota; Metazoa; Rotifera; Eurotatoria; Philodinida; Philodinidae.